AUGGCCAUGGUUCCCAAGAGCAACAUGGGACUUUCCAAGGCGGUUCCCACCCCAUUCGGUUGCAUUGGCUGUAAGCUGCCAAAGCCUGACUACCCACCAGCGCUAAUCACCUUUAUGUUCUGCGCAAUGGUUAUCACUGUUGUCUUAGACCUGAUUGGCAACUCCAUGGUCCUUUUGGCUGUGACCAAGAACAAGAAGCUCCAAAAUUCUGGCAACAUCUUUGUGGCCAGCCUCUCCGUGGCAGACAUGAUGUUCGCCAUCUACCCCUACCCUAUGAUGCUGUAUGCCAUGUCAGUUGGGGGCUGGGAUCUGAGUCAGCUCCAGUGCCAGAUAGUCGGGUUGGUCUCAGGACUGAGUGUGGUUGGUUCCAUCUUCAACAUUACGGCCAUUGCCAUCAAUCGUUACUGCUACAUCUGCCACAGCCUUGAAUAUAAGCAGAUCUUCGGCCUGCGCAACACUUACAUCUACCUGGUCACUACCUGGGUCAUGACUGUCCUGGCUGUCCUGCCUAACAUGUACAUUGGCACCAUUGAAUAUGAUCCUCGCACCUACUCCUGUAUCUUCAACUAUGCGAACAACCCCAUCAUUACUGUGACCAUUGUCUGCAUCCACUUUGUCCUUCCUCUCAUCAUAGUCGGUUAUUGCUACACCAAAAUCUGGAUCAAAGUGCUGGCAGCCCUUGACCCAGCUGGACAGAAUCCUGAUAACCAGUUUGCUGAGGUUCGAAAUUUUCUAACCAUGUUUGUGAUCUUCCUUCUUUUUGCAGUAUGCUGGUGCCCUAUCAAUGUGCUCACUGUGUUGGUGGCUGUCAGCCCAAAAGAUAUGGCAGGCAAGAUCCCCAACUGGCUUUAUCUUGCAGCCUACUGCGCAGCCUACUUCAACAGCUGCUUCAAUGCUGUCAUCUAUGGUAUCCUCAAUGAGAGUUUCCGACGAGAAUACUGGAUCAUCUUUCAUGCUUUGCGGCACCCUAUCCUGUUCAUCACUGACAUUUGGGAGACUCGGGAAACCGGAGCUCUCACUUGUGCCCAUGUCCGUGCCUGUGACCAAGCCCGAGAACAAGAGCAUGCCUGUACCUGUCUUGCUGUGGAAGGAAUACCACGGAAUGUCCGGAAUGUUCUAUUGCCUAGUGAUGUGGCAAAAGUCCACUCUGAUCGUGUCUCUGUCCAUUCCAAACCCCAAACCAGGUGUACUUCUGCCUACCGCAAACCUGCCUCUGUCCAUCACAAGUCUCUUUCUGGCCACCCCAAGUCUGCCUCUGUCUACCCUAAGCCAGCCUCCUCUGUCCAUUUCAAGCCUGCCUUGGUCCAUCUCAAACCCACCUCUGUCCAUUUUAAAGGGGACUCUGUCCAUUUCAGGGCUGCUUCCAAGCUUGUUACUAGUCACCAUAUCUCUGCUGCCUCUUCCCCUAGCCAUCCUACAUCCACUGCUGGCUACAUUAAGCCUGCUACCAGCCACCCUGCAACCACCACUGUUGACUAUCUUGAACCUGCCACCACUAGCCAUUCUGUGCUCACUGCUGUUGAUCUCCCUGAGAUCUCAGCCUCCCAUUGCCUUGAGAUGACCACCAUUAGCCACCUUAAACCUGCCUCCAGCCUUCCCGUUGUAUUCCCUGAGCUUGCUGCUACCUCUGCCACCCCUCCUGACCCCACAGUAAUCCCCAUUGCCACUGAUGAUUGCCGAAAUGUCCUGCUUAUUGAUGAUGAUUCUGAUGAUUCCGAUUGUUCUGAUGAGAUGGCUGUGUGAAAAGUGUUCUUUACAGUUUGCCCAGCUUAUGCAAUCCAGCAUGAGAUAUCUCCAUUACACAGACACACUGACUGACACACACAGACAUGGACUCCCAGACACAGUUGAAGUUCCAUCUACUUUUCAAGUACACUCCU
Molecule: messenger RNA, 1880 nt
Organism: Peromyscus leucopus (white-footed mouse)
Lineage: Eukaryota; Metazoa; Chordata; Mammalia; Rodentia; Cricetidae
Gene: Gpr50
Product: G protein-coupled receptor 50
Exons: 2
Coding region: 1-1743 (580 amino acids)
Biological process (GO): G protein-coupled receptor signaling pathway
Cellular component (GO): membrane
Molecular function (GO): melatonin receptor activity
Source: RefSeq, a predicted model, not a curated record